CAGAGGUGGACUGUUGGACAGAAAGGCUGUGAUUUGUACCUCCUGGCUGGCAGCAUCAGACGGACACUCCUCACCAUGUACGGCAGAGGCUUCGCCACAGAGGCCAGUUAGCCAGGACAUGCUGGAGACUGGAGCUGGACACUGGAUGAAUGGACUGGGCAUAUGUCAGAGGACACACAGUACAUCGGAGUAGUGGUCAUCAGGACGUAAGGAGAGUUACAGCAGCCUUGGCGUAACACUGAGCAGUGAGAGCUGGAGCAGGAGCAGCCUGUUCACUACAAGUCUACACUGUGGAACAUUGAGAAGUAGAGAUGACUGGAACCCUGCUGACUCCGGUUCUGCUCUGUUGCAUAGUGGUGCUGUGUGAAUGUGAGCCAACACAGCCAGGGCUAGACAGAGGAGAGAGGGGCUCAGAAGAGGGCAGCAGUCUGCGCCUGGUCCAUCAAACAUCAGACUGGGUGUUCCAGCUGGUCAACGUGUCCCUGGACCUCUCCCAGGCAGGGAGCUUCUGCAGGGGCCAGUUCAGCUCCCUCACCACCCUGGGCCAACCUGAAGACGAGGACGGAACCCUGGAGCUCCAGAGGCAGGCAGGCCUGCAUGGACCCAUAUGGGUCAGGGACCCCAACAGACCAACUAGCAGGUCUCUGGCCCUCACCAAACAGUAUGUGUUGUUCCAAGCCCUGAACUUCCCCAGGGACUCCCAGGAGGGCUACGGCCGUGUCAACAUGACGUUCCCGGCAAUGCCAGCGGUGAGCGUGUGCGUCCGCGUGCAGUGGGACCCCCAGUGGUACCAGGUGUCCACCAUGUACUCCUACGCCGCGGCCGUCUUCACCAACGAGUUCCAGCUGCGCGGGCAGUUGGACGGGACAGGACGCAUCCUGCUGGCGCUCAUUGUUCAUGGGCAGCACCGCCCCUACAAGGCAUCCUUCCCCAACGAUGGGGCCUGGCACCACCUCUGUGUCACCUGGCGCAAGACUGACGGCCACUGGGCCAUCUAUGUGGAUGGGGAGAGGGGGGACAUGGGCUCCGGGUCUGACACCCCCAGGGACAUACAUGGAGAUGGCAUACUUAUCCUGGGGCAGGACCAGGACUCGUUUGGGGGGAACUUCACUGAGCCCUUUGUAGGGAAUAUCACAGAUCUGAAUGUCUGGGACACAGCCUUGGAGCAGAGGCAGUUCCGUGCCCUGAAUGGCUGCUCAUCUUUGACCCAGGACGCUAUCUUUACCUGGAGUAUUGAUAAUAUGACCCGUCACCCAGUGGUCAGAGAGGUGCCAGCCAUGCUGUUCUGUCCAGCGGUCCACAGGCAGAGGGCGAUGCAGGGCUGCAGGACUCUAAAGGGCUGGUCUAGCCAACAGCUCCCCCUGUAUGACUCUGCGGACUGCUCCACCACACUGCCCUUCAUCUGCAGGACCAGCAGGGAGCGCUAUGUUAAGAUGAAGGAGUUGAGUGAGUCUCAGCGCUCCCAUCCCAGUCCCUUCAUGCACCAGCUCAUGCAGCUCUCCAAUGGAACGCAGGGCAUGGAGGGUGUGAUGGGGGAGCAGCCAGGGGGCCAGAUGAGCUGGGGUCAGGCGUCCAGUCUGCUCAACAUGUCCAGGCAGGCCCUGGAGGACACUAGGGAGGGGCUGCAGCCAGGGGACAUGCUGUCCCUGGUCCAGCUGCUAGCGCGGGUUGCAGACGUGCCCACAGACACGGCCGCAGUAGGCAACGACAGCCUGGCCACCACCAGCGCCGGGGAGCUCAGCCACACCUUUAUCACUGUGGCUGACAGCAUCAUCAGCCAGGACAACGCCCCCAAGUGGCAGGCCAUCAAACAGGCCUCUCUACCCUCCAAGGUCACAGCAGUGGUGAGUGGACCGAUGGCUGUGGUCAAGAGCAUUGACCGCAUGGUGACCAGUCUGAGCACUCGGCUGAUGGCAGAAACGGACCAUCUACUCAUCCACAGCUCCAACAUCAAGCUGGAGGUUCGGCAGCAGAGACUGGGAGAGAGAUCUAGUGGGCCUAAGUUCUGUGGUCGAGACGUAGAGAGCGACACCAACAUAGACUGUAUCUCAGUCCCCACGCAGAACAUGCAGAAUCUCCAUGACAACGGCUUCCAGAAGGUGACUGUGGUCAACACGUGGUACAGUUCCCUGCGGCCUCUCUUCAACUCAGAGGAGAACAUCACAAUGUUUCCCAUCGUCACUGAUGGCAUCCAGAGGUACCUGGGCACCAUCCUGGGCUCCUCUGUCAUCUCUACUACAGUCCUGGGGGAUGGACAGCCUGUCAGCAUGGCUGUACGCUUCCAGCUCCAACACAGAGCUCAAAAUCCUGCAGGGACCGUGUAUGACCCAAUCUGUGCAUUCUGGGACUUUGAUCUGAUGCCAGAGGCAGGUGGGUGGUGGUCUACUAAAGGCUGUGCAGUCAUCUCUAAACAGUAUGACUCCACUGUCUGCUUCUGCAACCACACCACCAACUUUGCCCUGCUGAUGCAAGUCUAUGAAGUCCAGAGGAGUCCAGAGAAUGAGAGAGCCCUCCAGGUGAUGACGUUCAUUGGCUGUGGAGUGUCUCUGUGUGGCCUACUCUUCACCUUCAUCCUCUUCUUCGCUGUGGGAGUUCCUAAGUCUGACCGCACCACUGUCCAUAAGAACCUGAUCGUGGCUCUGGGGAUAGCUGAGCUGCUGCUGAUGUGCAGUGACUGGGCCUCUGCUAAUGAGGGGGCAUGUCUUCUGGUGACGGCCUUGCUGCACCUCUUCUUCAUGGCCUCCUUCUCCUGGAUGCUGGUGGAGGGGCUACUGCUGUGGAGUAAGGUGGUGUCCGUCAACAUCAGCGAGGACCGCAGGAUGAAGAUGUACUACGGCAUCGGCUGGGGUCUGCCUGUUGUGGUUGUUGGUGUAACCUUGACGAUAUCCCUGGACAAGUACAAAGCAGACAGUCACUGCUGGCUCAAUGUGGAGACUGAUAUGAUUUGGGCCUUUGUGGGACCUGUUCUGUUAAUCUUGGUCGUCAAUGCAGUGGUGCUGUGCCGGGUUGUCAUGGUGACGGUGUCCAGCGCUCGUCGUCAAGCAAAGAAGCACACUCCCAGUUCAGCAUCUAAACUCCACACCUUUGACCUGACCUGGGCUGUGACACGACCAGUCCUUAUUCUACUGCCAGUGCUGGGCCUGACCUGGCUGUGUGGAGUCCUGGUGCACCUCUCCAUGGUGGUGGCGUAUGUCUUCAUCGCUCUCAAUGCUUUUCAGGGCCUGUACAUAUUCUUGGUGUAUGCGGUUUACAACAGUGAGGUGAGGAAUGCCAUAAAGAGGAUCAAAGAGAAGAGGAAAGCCUUGUCUUUCACGAACUGUUCCAAGCCAAUCAGCUUCCUGCCGUCCCAGAGGGGUCCGGCCCAGUCGUGGACCCACAGUCUGCCCCGUCCCUCCAGCCCAGAGACCAGCGAGAACUCAGGCCCCGGCAGCACCACCUCCACCUCACUGGUCAUCAAGAACGAGAGUUUUGGAAAAGAAAGUCGUUUUGUGAGCUUCUCCUUGAAACCAGCAUCAGGAAACCAGGUGGUUCAACUGACUGCUUUCAAGCCCUCAGGCUGCUGAUGGAAUUGGAUACAAAGGCACAUGUAUCAUAUAAACUGGUGGGAAGAAAGCGGAAUUGGACAGUAAAUAUCGCAAACAGAUACACACAAUAGAUGAAUCUACUCUCAUACACAUACAGUGCAUUAGGAAAGUAUUCAGACCCCUUUACUUUUUCCACAUUUUGUUA
Coregonus clupeaformis (lake whitefish) is the source of this 3729-nucleotide messenger RNA. Its product is annotated as adhesion G-protein coupled receptor D2-like. The coding region runs from base 312 to 3563 and encodes 1083 amino acids. Gene Ontology annotation, molecular function: G protein-coupled receptor activity. Lineage: Eukaryota; Metazoa; Chordata; Actinopteri; Salmoniformes; Salmonidae. Gene Ontology annotation, cellular component: membrane. Gene Ontology annotation, biological process: adenylate cyclase-activating G protein-coupled receptor signaling pathway; cell surface receptor signaling pathway. The record is from RefSeq and is a predicted model, not a curated record. The transcript is spliced from 27 exons.